AUGCUUAAUGAUAUGAUGAAGAGAAAUAAGAGAUCCUUAGGAUGUAGUCAUAUGGCUGAUCAUCAUGGCGAGGAUGAAGAGGAGGAGGAGGAAGGCUUAUCCCGAUCUAAUGACAGCCUCGGACAACAUGCCAUACUCCCUCCUUAUGUUGAGAACACCAUACCAUUCCAUCAGGGUUCUGAUAGUAUUCUGCAUGAGGGUGAUCAUGUCAUCAGCAACCGCCAUGAUAUUCAAAUCGACUGGGCGUCUCUCAUUACGGCUCCGGUAGUGACCACAACACAAUAUACGAGCCUUCUCUCCUCACCUUAUCAUACAACUCAAGAGGACUCCACUCUAGAUGACACUCUGUCGGUGGCCUACUCUGCUGAUUCUCCCUCCUCUGCUGGCAGUGGAGGCCAAGCUGAUAGGGAUACUAUUGUUGGAGUGGAUAAGGAGGAUGAUGGUAUCACUAAUGAAGAGGAGGAGGAGGAGGAGGGUGAUUGGACACUCCUAUAUGAUAGCACUGUUGAUUAUGAUGCUGAGGCAUCACCUCCCACCCUCGACCUGGGCGAUGCUGAGCUUCAUGAUUUCAUCUUGCUGUGA
This is a messenger RNA of Perkinsus marinus ATCC 50983, 582 nucleotides long. RefSeq lists its product as hypothetical. Lineage: Eukaryota; Perkinsozoa; Perkinsida; Perkinsidae. The record is from RefSeq and is a predicted model, not a curated record. Bases 1 to 582 code for a protein of 193 amino acids. The transcript has a single exon.